Molecule: messenger RNA, 3300 nt
Organism: Mytilus californianus (California mussel)
Lineage: Eukaryota; Metazoa; Mollusca; Bivalvia; Mytilida; Mytilidae
Exons: 9
Coding region: 139-1626 (495 amino acids)
Source: RefSeq, a predicted model, not a curated record
AGAAUUUAAAUGGAAAUAUUUGUGUUUGUUUUUAUAAAGUUUAAAACAGUCAAUCAUAAGAAUGAACUUUAAUAAUCAAAUGAAGGUACUAAUAUUAACUUUCAUUUCCUGAAGAAAGGAUGAGUAACAAGGAGCAAAAUGAAUAAAUGGAUAAAAGUAUUAUUAUUCCUAAUAAUCUGCGUUCUACAAGGAAAAACAGUGUUGUCAGCCUGCACCGGAAGUGGAUUUCCAGCAGAAUGGACAACAGCCACAGCAGGCGUCACUUAUUGGUUCGUAACAGAUGCUAUUAAACGACAAUUUACAUCUAGCUAUACCAUUACAGAUUAUCAAACAUCAGAUGGUUCGGCAUAUGGUUCGUCACCAACUUGUGAGGACGAAUAUUACGACCCAUCGACUGGUUAUUAUUAUUACUUGAUGCUUUACAGUGGAACCCAUAUUUACAAUACAGACACUUCCAGUCGACAAUUAUGUCAUGCGUUUAAACAGUUCGACAGUGUUAUAAGGGAAUAUUACGAGGAUCUAGGAGGUACAGGUGUAUUAUCGGCCGCUUCAACUUGUGCUUCAAGAUUUACUUCAUCAACGUCGAGUUUUGCUCUUACAAAGUAUAAUUUUCAAUACGUCAAUUGUCCGUUUUCCUUUGAGUCUUAUUACUUCACAUUUAGUAGUGGCGGUAAUGCAGAUUAUUGUUCCAGCAGCCAAUCAUCGAUAGCUUCCAUCACAGAUUAUAACAUUGCCUUAAAGAGUUGCUUCGAUUUUAACUUGGUAUCUAAAGCAAAUCCAUUUUACGGAGCAUUUAACUGCCUUGGUUCCUGGUCUGCAGAGAGUAGAGAUACACCCUCAUCCGGGGAUUUUAUAGUUAUGGAAAUGUAUGAUUCUUCGGCCUGGCCGUAUUGUGGAAGAUAUAAGGUUGGAUCAGAUGGAGUUAUUACACUAUCUCUCUACCUAUCAAUGAGUGAGGACACAUUUUUUCCUGUAUUCUGUGACGCUACUAAGGAUAACGAAUACUAUUAUGAAUCUGGAGCCACGAAAUAUGUUAGGAUGCAUUUUACUCCUGUUAACCCAUGGACAACACCAGAAGCCGCAACAGAGGUAACUACAGAUUCUGCAACAACAAUCGAUACAACAACAGAAUCGACAACAAUUGAUUCAGUAACAACCACAACAACGGAUGCCACGACAACAAAUGUAGUGGCAGUAACGCAACCAACCACAACAACUACUGCUUCAACUACGGUAUCAACACUUGCAAGUACUGUUUCUUCCGGGGCUGUUGUGACAACUGGUAAUAAUACAGGUAAUGCAUCAGCCUCGUCUUCAAAUUCCAGUUUCUGGGAAAAGCUACGAGAUUUGUAUUGGCCUUGGUGGAUACUUGUUGUGGCGGCUGUUUUGACUAUUAUGACAUUAUUUAUAUGCCUCUUAGUCUAUGCACGAAAAAGGAAAAAGAGGAAGGUGGAAACUCUCAAGAAAUCAAAAGACGCGAAUCCAGAAGUUGUUGAACAUUCCAAAGCACCGAAGACUAAAACGAUGUCAAGGAAUCCUUUCUUUUUCAAAGGGAAAUCCGAUGGUGAAUACACUCCAAGACAGAUCAGAGUAAAAGAAUUUGAAAAACCAAUUUUAGAUUUUUAACUGUUUGUUUAUGCUAUACCUUCUGUGCAAUAUAUAUAUAUAUACAUGCGUUUGAGUUAUAUCUGUAACAGUUCAUUUUAUAUGAAUGAAGUAAAUAUAUAUUGCCUCUUUUAUACAUUGUGUAAUGUCAAACACACCCUUUGUGUUUGUGACUAUUCUUUUGGUAUUGUAAGACUUCUUAAAGAAAAACCACACAAGCGAUAUAAUAAUAUACGUUAAAAUACACACUGUGAGAAGCCUCUAUAAUGUUCAUAGGAAUUGAAGUAAGUAUACAAUAAAGGCAACAGUAGUAUACCGCUGGUACAGAAUAUAUACGUACAAGUUAUAUGUAAGUAUGGCAAACUGGGUCUUUGUUCUUACAGAUAAUUGCUUAAACUACCUAUGUAAUGUAUUAUACGUAACGUAUAUAAUAUUGAUAACGUGAAAUAUAAAGAAUUCUCUAUUAUCAUAUUUUAAUUCAAACUAAGAGAAAAAGUUUUAUUAAGAUUCAGUUGAAAGAUUUGUCCUUGCGAUUUUGGCAACACCUUUAAAACUGCACGUAUAAGAACUAUAAAACUAUUAUUUCAUUUGUGUAUUAUGUAUACAAAGAUCCCUGGACAAGUAUUUAGGACUUUGGUCCUGGCAUGAUUAAACAAAUACAUUUCUAUAUGGUAAAUUGUCAGUUUAGAAAAUAACUGUGCCUAAAUUUGAUAAAUUUACUUGCGGCGAUGUUAUUCAUUGACAAUUUUGUUGUUCACUUUUAAUUAGUUGUACUACUACGACGCUAUUGAAUAAGUUGACAUGGAUUGACGGAAUAAGGGAGAGGGUGAGGGCAUUAGCCCCGUCCCCAUUGAUCGAAAAAUAUCAUUUUUUGGCAUAAAAUCGUAAAAAAACUAUUUUUAACAUUUUUAUGUUACGGACCGUAUAUCCUCCUUACCUCAAACAUUUGAACAGCCGCUGAUAUGUAAUAGGUUAACCAAAACCAGGAUUACUGAAAAGAAUGAUGACUUUUUUUUUGAGAUGUAGGAUGUAGUGGGUCAAAAAAGUUGGAAUGUGAUAUAUACGGGGUAAAAAGUGGGGAUGUGGGAUAUGGGGUGUAAAGAAGAUAGGAUUUAAACAAAAAAAUGUGGCAUCUGGGAAAAAGAAGGAAAAAAAAGUGAGAAAUGGGUAAAAAAUACUAAAAAGUGGGAUUUGGAAAAUGAGCACCCCGUACCCCCUCUCCAAGUGUCGGUAUCAUACUUACAUUUACAUUAUUGUUUACAUUAUUAUUAACUACUGUCUUCUGAUGGACAUAAGUAUAUUAAAUACAUUUUUCUCGCGUUUCGCAGUAUAGCGGAACAAAUCUUGUCUGAAAGUUUCAAUCAUAAAUCGUAAAGGGCCAAUGAUGCAAGAUUUGGUAAUACGUUUUUUUUGGCGGGUACAUGUAUGCGGGUAGUUUGUCUGCACGACAAAAUGCAUAUGUUGAGUUGAGUUUAAUUUAGUUGGCAAAAUUGUGUAUUUAAUGUUGUGUCACAGAACAUAUAUAUAUUGCAAGUUAAAUUGUAGCAUGUCUCUUUAAUUUUGUUCCCAAUAUUUUCAUUUGAUGAAAGGAUACAGAUUUAAAUAAUACUUUUUUUCUUGUUUCCGAAUCACUAUAUUACUGUUGUUUAUUUGUCACUUAUGCACUUAUGAAAAAUAAAAUAUUGUUUAAUCUAA